AUGGACUCAUCGACCAGCGCGAUAAUGGUCGACGCCGACCCGCGACUGGCACGCAAGAGGGUCACCAGGGCGUGCGAUUCUUGUCGGAGGAGAAAGGCGAGAUGCGACGGCUCGACCCAUUGCUCAGCCUGCAGGUCUAUUGGCUUGUCAUGCUCAUAUGGACAUUCUACAGCCAAGCAAGCCCGUGGCCCAGGCUACGUGGCUCACCUGGAGAGGACAGUUGAGGAGCUUCAACUCCAGAGUAGAAGAAUUCCCGCAACCCACAUACCGAGCAGCAAGCACAGUUCCGCGAGUGGGUCCUCUGCUUCUCCAGCAUGGCCAACUUCGGACGAGGGCAUUGCCGCAAUCUCUGAUGAGCGUUCGUUAUCGAACUCGCAAGACACCCCUUCUUCGGAGAGCCAGCAGCCAGAGCCUGCAACCUUUUAUGUCGAGAUAAUAGCUCGUGAGCCACGCGCGAAAUCCUUUGGAAUCGAUGUUCUACGGCAGUUGUGUAUCUUUUGUUACGAUCUCCCGCGACCUGGUGGGUCUCAUCGCCAGGACUCCGCGAUGAAGCUCGUACAGGCUUUGGAUGCUCCAUUUCCGCUCGAUGAUUACCCGGUUGGCAGUUCUGGCAUGCCACCCCUACCAGCAGCUGAGGUCAUGUUCAUGUGGAUUGAGUUGGCUUUCUCCGAGGCGCUUCCCCUUUGGCACUUCAUUGACAAAGAACAUGUCCAAAGUAUACUUCCACGUAUGUGGAAUCCCGGGUUCGGCCACGAAGAGGGCGACAAAGACGAUCUUGGGCUGCUCUAUGCUGUAUUAGCGCUAGGGCAGCGAUUCGAAAUUAGCAAUAAUGAGCCCAACGAACGCCGGCUUCAAGGGCUCAAAUUCUUMGCAGCAGCACGAGAUGCAGUGCCGCUCGCCAGUUGCGAGAGGAGUGUUCCCGCACUUCAAACGGUGCUAUGUAUGGCGCUCUAUCUCACUGCCACCUCGUCUCAGACCAGGUAUCACGCGUAUGUAUCCUCAGCAGCCAGUGCGGCACUCCGAAUGGGCUUGCACGAGCAAAUUUUGGGCUUCCCAGAGGAAGAACAAGCGCUGCGGCGAAGGGUCUGGUUCGCUGUCCAGGCGAUGGACGUUAAUUCAUCGAGUGCACUUGGUCUCCCCAGCAUUGUGUCGGGUGCAGAGCCGCAGAGUGAAAGCUUCGGAUCCAUUUCCCCCGGCAUCGACGAGAUGACGCUGGCGACCGCGGCACAUCACCAGCUCACUGGCGUACUGAGCAAUUGUAUCGACCGUGUCUAUCGCAAUCGUGAGUCCAAAGCAGCCUCUACCACGCAGUCACGCCUAGUUUCCACAAGGUCGCUGCGUGAGUCCAGCGAGGAGUUGAGUACCUGGGGUCACAAUUGUGCUUUUAUCGCACAACAGCUGGACGUGGACGUGCUGGCUUUGUCCGUUGAAGAUGUAGGCCGAACGCCUAUGCCGCAACUUUCUGCGUGCACCAGGACGCAGCUGCUGCUCUACUAUGCCCAUUGCCAUGCCCAACUGCUGUUGUACACACCAUUAGUACAUCACCUUGUCAAUCCGAACACCGAGCGGACCUCCGAGGCCUAUCUUUUUGGGAUUCGGUGUUUCAGGUCAGCGCUCUGGGCUGUCCAUGUCGCUGAAGAACUCCAGCGUCGCUAUCAGCUAAUUGAGGCCUAUUUCCAGACGGUCGAUGUUCUGGUUAACACCCUCCUGGUUCUGCUCACAGUCGAACUCGGGAGCUCGGAUGCCGUGUUGUUGCGGGAGGCUAUUCCAGCAGGGCGCCGCGCCAAAGACGUACUGCUGAAUCUUUGUCCUCUCAGCCUGAAGGCGUCUGAGUGCUGGGAAGCACUUGCGCCUCUGUACCAGAAAGGGAAGAGCGAGCCUCCCAAAAGCCAGAAUGUGCGCAAGAAUGUCGCCAAUAUUCGAGACAGCUUCAAGAGCAGUUACAAUACGCACUAUGCGGGUAAUUCCAGUAUAGAUCCACUAAUCCUGUGGACCAACGAGCACAUGGACAGCUGA
Molecule: messenger RNA, 2016 nt
Organism: Ramularia collo-cygni
Lineage: Eukaryota; Fungi; Ascomycota; Dothideomycetes; Mycosphaerellales; Mycosphaerellaceae
Exons: 6
Coding region: 1-2016 (671 amino acids)
Biological process (GO): DNA-templated transcription; positive regulation of transcription by RNA polymerase II
Cellular component (GO): nucleus
Molecular function (GO): zinc ion binding; sequence-specific DNA binding; DNA-binding transcription factor activity, RNA polymerase II-specific
Source: RefSeq, a predicted model, not a curated record